GAAGACGCCCUGGCGCGCCCUCCCCCCCUCCCCGGUCUGGUAGGGCGAAGGAGCGGGCGCGCGGUCGAUCGAGCGAUCGGUUGGCGGCUCUUUCUCCUGCUCUGGCAUCCAGCUCUUGGGGCGCAGGCCCGGCCGCCGCGGCGCGCGCCCGGUGGCCGUUGGCGCUCGCGCCGCGUCUUUCUUCUCGUACGCAGAACUCGGGCGGCGGCCUAUGCGUUUGCGAUUCGACGAGGAGUCGUCCGGGUGGUUGGCGGCGGCGGGCAGCUGCUCCGCCCCGCUCCCGGGGAGGCGGCGGCGGCGGCGGGAUUUGGCGCGGCCGGGGAGGCGGGGGUGGCCGGGGCCGGCGUGGAGGCCUGGCGCCACCCUUCGGGGCCUGCAAGGACCCAGUUGGGGGGGCAAGAGGGGGCUGGGGGAUGGUUGGUGGUGGGCUUUCUACUUUGUCUUUUCCUCCUCAUGCCCCCUUAGUGAGGGGCGGGAGCUUUGGCGGCAGCUCCGGGGCGGGGAGACAAGCCCCGGAGUCGGAAGAGCUGGGUUUGCUUCCGGGCCUAGCCACCAGCUGGUCGAGUGACCUUAGGCAAAUCACUCUGUAAUUUGUCAGCGCCUCAGUUUCCUCCUCUGCCUAUCAAUGUUUGUAGGGUUGAAAGCGCUUUGUAAACUAUAAAGCGUCGCUGUACGUAAGGGAUGAUUAUUGUUUGUAAUGGGGUUUUUUUUGAGUUGUAAGAAAAGUUAGCAAUUGCCCAGUUCUUGGAUUUUGAACCUGGGAACCUUGGAUUGGAGUUGGAAGCCCCCAAGUUCCCCCGGAAUUGUAUGCAGAAAUAGUGGGAGUGUGCAUUUGGGGGAAUGAG
Molecule: messenger RNA, 845 nt
Organism: Panthera uncia (snow leopard)
Lineage: Eukaryota; Metazoa; Chordata; Mammalia; Carnivora; Felidae
Gene: TUG1
Product: taurine up-regulated 1
Exons: 1
Source: RefSeq, a predicted model, not a curated record